UCACGCCUCAGUCGCGUUUGGCAGACUCUCCGCGAGCGGAGGAUGUGCGUGACGGCUCUACACAACCGCUUCAGCCCGGCGUCUUGCUCUUUGGACUUUCCGCUUUUAGAAUAUUUUCAAGUGCCCCAACUGUGUAGAAGACGUUAGAAAUCACCUGAAAAACAUCAGCGGGUGAAAGUUAUAGCUGCAGGCUGUGAUCAUCAGAAAGUGCUGUCGUCUCCAGGAGAAUACCAGACACCCCCCAACUGCUGACAGCAAGACUGCUCAAGGUGAGAGUGUUACCAAUGGAGUGCCGGCUGACAUAUAAUCUGACGGUUGUCUUCACCCUGUUGUUCGUCCUCCUCUCCACAGGUUUAAGUGAAAAUGACCGGGACUUGGACUUUUGUGGGAUUUGGCACCAUGGCCACGGCUCCCUGCACCUCAAUGUCAACAUCUCCACAGGCUGCAGUGAGAUCUCCAUUUCAGCCAAUAAGAGCACUCUGUCCAUCAACGGGCAGAUCACGAGCCAGUGCAGGCGGCUUGAUGUUAUUCACCUCACCAAGCUGUUUGGACUUGAUUCAGCAGAGGAGACUAACUUCUGUCUGUACUGGGAGCCAUUACUGGACCAGCUGAAGCUGCAGGUCAGAGAAAAGAACUUGACUCUAUGCUGGCCUGCCAGCCUGCAGGACUCCUGCUGCACCGAUCUGUCUAAUGGCCCCAACACGCCUGAAGCACCCUACGGCAUCAAGAACGGAAUGGUCAAACGUGAUAUCAUCAACGACAAAAUAAUGACAGCCUACAAGUUCAGAGGAACGCCCAUCAGCUGCAGAUUAUUAUGUGAUCAAGCGAGCCAGGGAUCCACCCAAGUCAACAUGCAAAGAGGUGCUGCAGAGAUUGCUGAGCAUCACUGUGCUCACAGCUAUGAGGUGGAGAUGAAGCAGGAUUUCAGGGGCUACGAGGCGACAGCACCUCCCAGUGAGCAUGUAUCUGCGGAGUCCAGUGUCAUUGUCCAGAUCCCCCCUGCUGUAAAAGACGCUGCAAAAAACACCAGCAAAGUAGUCUGCACUUUCUUCAAAAACAAUUCCUUGUUCCAGGAGGGUCUCACAAAGGUCAGGAUUCUAAGUGAUGUCGUUGGAAUCACUGUGGAGAACAAGGUCAUCGCUAAUUUGUCUGAGCCAAUCAAGAUUGCCUUUCACCAUGAUGUCAUACCUAAAACACACUCCAGGAAAUGUGUUUCAUGGGACACCAGGAAAGAUCCGUUACAGGUCAGUUGGUUGACAGAUGGAUGUGAGACCAGACAGCAAGGAGAAGAACAUACUGAGUGCCUCUGCAACCAUCUGACUUAUUUCUCUGUACUAGUGCAACUGGAGCCUCGUCCAGUGUGCCACCUCCUGGCUUUGACCGCCAUUACAUCUGUGGGCUGUGCUGUGUCUGUGAUCAGCUGUGUAGCUCUCAUCAUUUUUCUCUGCAAGAAGAGAAGGCGAUCGAAUGAGCAGUCCAUCCCUGUCCACCUGGGUUUAGCUAUCUCCUUUGCCUUCCUCAAUCUGCUCUUCUUCUUUACGGGGGUCCUGGCCAACGUGGGAGGGGAGCGUGUGUGCGCUUGGGUGGCACCGUGCCUACACUACGCCACACUCAGCUCUUUAACCUGGAUGGGCAUAGAAGUCUUCCACACCUUCUGGUUGGUCCACAUGAUUUUCAGACCCUCCCCAAGGCCCUAUGUAUGGAGCCUGCUCGGUUUUGUUCUCCCUGCUGUUCCUGUUUUCCUCCUGGUUGCUGUUGGUGACAUUUAUGGAGUUAGAGAGCUGCAGCCAUGUGAUGACACAACCAAUCCUUAUCUGAUGUGCUGGAUGAAAGACACCCACAAGGCGUUGCUGGCCCACUACUUCACCAAUAUGAUAAUCCUGGUCCUCCUGGUGUUCUCGGGCAUUUUGAUGCUCUUCCUGGUCUAUAGGGAGAUCCGCACCAGGGAUGAAUGGAAGCAGAAUCGGGUGGCUUUUCUCAGCAUCUGGGGCCUCAGCUGCCUCUUUGGGACAACUUGGGGUCUGACCUUCCUGGACUAUGGACUGCUCUCUGAAUUCAUUCUCUUCCUCUCCUGCUUCCUCAACUCUUUUCAAGGCUUCCUGCUCAUGCUGCGGUUCUUCAUGCUGGACUGGAUACGAAAGCAAGGUGAUAGCUCCGCUUUGGGUAGCACCAGCACCGGAUCUACCAGACAACACAUGCUGCAGGCCCACGAGAAGAGUUAGACGAGAAAAUCAAAGCUGUAGCAGUCAACUUUUUAUGUACAAAAUACGGUCUUCUUAUCAAAGGGAAUGACAAAAUAGAGAAGAAUGCUCCCCCACUGACUCUGACACUGUAGAUUCAUUGUUUCCUGUUGAAAUCCUGCCAUGAAAUCCUGGUAAUUGCUGGUAAAUCCAAGUGACAGCCCACAACUGAAGAGCUAGGUCGUAAAGUAAUGCAAGCUCUCUGCCAAUCUGUCAUUCGCAGGGUAUCCUUUGAUACAACACACCACAGACCUGCUGGCUUGGUAAACCCAAACACACUGAGUGCAAUUCACUGUAUUGGAUUUUUAAAAGCUGACCUUCAGUGAGUUACACCUCUGUGUUGUUGAGACAGUAAUUCAGUAUUAAUGUCGAGGUAAUGAAAUGUUGGGUCAACAUGUCUACCAUGAGACAGUUUAUUAGCACAAGCUUAUUGGGUUACAUGAGCCUGAUCAUGCACUCAUGUGACUGAAAAUUAGUGCUUAUUAAUCAUUUCAUCGGGGGAAGAGUUCCCAGAGUCAGAUGCAUUUCUCAGUUAACUACUUUUCUUUAAUUAGAGCUACAGAUGGCACUCCCAAGUAUAUGAGUACAUUGACAAAAUCUAAUUAACAUUACGGUGGAAGUGCUUUAAUCAGCCCCAUCCACUUUGCAGUCAGCACAAUUUGGUUUUUCUUCUCUGGGAUAUUUGAGAAGAAAUUAUACCAUCACUCAGGAACUCGUAAUACAGGCCUGGAGCCUAUAUUUGCAGACAACCUAGACUGGGUCUAGUUAUAGAAGGGAAAGAAUAUAUUGUAAUUUGAAAUGAUGAGCUGGGGGUAAACUUUAAGCUUUAUUUCCAGGCAGGAAAACAUGGGGAACUUGAAUGAUUGCAGGUUACUGAGCUGUGAUUUCCACUCUCUCUUCUCUGUGUAAAAAAAUUAUUAUUGAACAUUUCUUGAACCUGCGAUAAGCUUUUUAUUUGUAAUUUUGUACUGUGUAAACAUUUGUUUUAUAGCUGAUUUUAAAUCUUUUAAUGUAGCACUUUAGAUGUUUUUCUUUUUUGGAAAUUAUUGACAGAACCUCAGUGCGUUGUUUUUUGUAUUGUUCUAAUGUGUGUAAUAGAAGAUAUUUCAUAUAAAGUAUGUAUGUGUUGUAAAAUAAUAGUUGAAUGUUUUAUAAUCAAUUCCAGAAUUACUCCAUAUUUUUUUUGGAUGACUGUAUUCAAACCUUCAGUCAAAUAUAUUAAUAUGAAAUAUAAUAAUUAUCUGGUCUUCAUCUUCAAAAUGAACCAAAUAUAUUAGUUCUUUAAACUGAACUAAACUUGAUUUGAACAUUUCUUUCAGAGUCCACAAGUGAGGUCUUAUUUGCUGUGAUAUUUGCACUUUUUUAUUUUCUAAAGUGAAAUUUUAUGUUGCUCAAAUUAUUUUGUAUAUUUGACUUUUUGUGGAUGUAUAAGUGCGUUAAUAAACUAUUGGCUGUGUGUCUAAA
Molecule: messenger RNA, 3704 nt
Organism: Scatophagus argus
Lineage: Eukaryota; Metazoa; Chordata; Actinopteri; Scatophagidae
Gene: adgrg1
Product: adhesion G protein-coupled receptor G1
Exons: 16
Coding region: 285-2222 (645 amino acids)
Biological process (GO): cell surface receptor signaling pathway; adenylate cyclase-activating G protein-coupled receptor signaling pathway
Cellular component (GO): membrane
Molecular function (GO): G protein-coupled receptor activity
Source: RefSeq, a predicted model, not a curated record